Molecule: messenger RNA, 1285 nt
Organism: Exaiptasia diaphana
Lineage: Eukaryota; Metazoa; Cnidaria; Anthozoa; Actiniaria; Aiptasiidae
Product: low-density lipoprotein receptor-related protein 4
Exons: 9
Coding region: 77-1246 (389 amino acids)
Molecular function (GO): protein binding
Source: RefSeq, a predicted model, not a curated record
UUCAACAAGGAAAACGUCUCCUCAAGAAAAASUGAAGAGUUGGGCUUUCUAAUGACCUCGUUUCGACUGAAAAGUAAUGCUUUUAUAUAAUACACUAAAAACCGAUGGCAUAGCGUAUUACUUUGGAAGAAAAAUCCGCAUACUCUGCACCGCUUUCCUAUGUACAUUUUGGGUCUUCACAUUGCUCACGAAUAGUUGUAAAGCUCAAGGAUUCCCACCAGUAUUUCCGGGAGAAUUUGAAGGCAAAUGUGAUAGUGACCACUUUCACUGCGAUAACCAGUGYUUUCCAUUACCUUGGAAAUGUGAUGGAGAAAAAGACUGUUCUGAUGGAUCAGACGAGAAAGAUUGCUCAUAUGUACUAGCAAAUCAAACAACUUGUUCCCCAAAUGAAUUUGUAUGCAAUGGCAAGUGUGCUCCCUUGAGUUGGAAAUGUGAUGGCGAGAAAGACUGCAAACCAGAUGGAUUUGACGAGAAGGGAUGUGMACCAAUAACAUGCCCUCCAGACAAGUUUCAAUGCAAGGACAGGCCAAGGUGUAUUCCAACCAUCUGGCUUUGUGAUGGAGAGGAAGAAUGUGACGACGGCAGUGAUGAAAUACACUGCGACAAUCAUACAUGUGCAAGUAAUGACUUCCGCUGUGCCAAUGGAAGCAAAUGCAUCAAAUCUAGCUGGGUUUGUGAUGGAUAUAACGAUUGUGGUGAUUUUUAUGAUGAAAAGCAUUGCAAUAGCACUCGUCCUUGUCWAUCCCAUGAAUUCAGGUGUUCAAAUGGUUUCUGUGUCUUGAAGAAAUGGCUCUGUGAUGGUGAAAAUGAUUGUGGAGAUAAUUCAGAUGAGAGAGCAAACUGCUCUCAAAAAGCUUGUAACAAACUUACAGAAUUCUCUUGUCUAAAUGGCCAAUGUAUCAGUAACCUAUGGCGAUGUGAUGGAUCUGAUGACUGCAAUGAUGGCAGUGACGAGAAGGGCUGUGCUACUUGCAGUCCYAACACAUGGAAGUGCAUUGGAAGCACAAAGUGCAUAAAACUAAGUCAAGUGUGCAAUGGUCAGAAUGACUGYGGAGAUAAUUCAGAUGAAGGGCCUCACUGUUUGGAUAAUGACUGCAARCAAAAAAAGUGUUCACAGCUUUGCCGUCAGACAUCAACUGGUGCUAAGUGUUAUUGYAAGAGAGGGUAUCGCAUWGGAAAAGAUGGCAUCACAUGUGAAGGUACAGUGGUUGACAAUAAACGCUGUAAUGCCAGCGGCAAUAAAUAAAAUCCUAGAUACUAGGAUUUUUCUUUUACUCUCUYCAUU